CAGGAGAGGCGCUGGGGCUCCCAGGCGUAUUCCAGCAACAACCCUCACUUGGAUCUAUGCUUAGCCCCGAGAUUGGAGCCAAACGUUCAGCCAGCUUCGGGGCGUGAAGACCUGAGACCUCCCCGAGCACCCUUGAGGUCUGAGGAUGAACGUGCUCGCCCCUGUGAGAAGGGACCGGGUCAUUGCUGAGCUGCCACAGUGCUUUACCAAAGAGGCAGCCCUGCACACCAGAGCCGCCUUCCACCCCAAAGUUGUCGGCAUGUGCCAGGCACAGCGCACGGGGACUGUGGGGUUUAAAAUUUCUAAGAUCAUCGUGGUCGGAGACCUGUCGGUGGGGAAGACCUGCUUGAUCAACCGGUUUUGCAAGGACACCUUUGAUAAGAACUACAAGGCCACCAUCGGGGUGGACUUUGAAAUGGAGCGCUUUGAGGUGCUGGGCAUUCCGUUCAGCCUUCAGCUGUGGGACACAGCCGGCCAGGAACGCUUCAAGUGCAUCGCCUCCACCUACUAUCGCGGGGCUCAAGCCAUCGUUAUUGUCUUUGACGUGAAUGACGUGGCCUCUCUCGACCACACGAGGCAGUGGCUGGUGGACGCCUUGAAGGAGAAUGACUCUUCCAAUGUCAUCCUAUUCCUAGUUGGGACCAAGAAGGACCUCAGUACCCCGGCGCAGUAUGGCCUUGUUGAGAGGGACGCCCUCAAGGUGGCGAAAGAGAUGCAAGCGGAGUACUGGGCUGUCUCGUCACUCACAGGCGAGAACGUACGGGAGUUUUUCUUCCGCGUGGCGGCGUUGACCUUCGAGGGGAGCGUGAUGGCCGAGUUGGAGAAAAGCAACGCACGCCGGAUCGGUGAUGUCGUGCGGAUCCACAGCAACGAGCGGGACAUAUACCUGACCGAGAAGCGGCGGCGGGCCAAAUGCUGUCAGUGAGGCCACGAACCUGUUGCCUGCUUGGACAUUUGCACUGAAGUCAUUGCUAUACCAAAGGACGGUACAUACCCACACACACGCAACCAAAGGCAGCCCUGUAGGUCUGUGGUUGACCUCUGUUGGGAACGGGACACCCUCCAGAGGGUGGAACAGAAGGCCGACCUAAAGACCUCAUACAUAGGGCAAUGUGAGACAGUUUCCUUGCCGGCUGGCUCAUCCUCUACCACGUCCAGUUUUGGAGGCCAUAGUUGAAUUUUGCACCAGGGUCCAUUUGGCUUCGUCUCCACAUUCCAUGGCACAUGGUCUGUCACAACUCCUUCCUGUCGGCGACCUUAGUUCCUGUGCUGGCACGAGCAAGGGAUUUAUUGGUGUCAUGGCCGAUGUGACUGAAGUGACCCAUCCUGUUGGCUGAAAAGUCUUCAGACCUCUGUAAGCCUCCUGCCUGCUCCACAUGACGGAGCAUCAGGGCAGUACCAUGUGUAUUGGUUCAUCAUAAAGUUGGCAUUCCUUGCUUUUUUA
Elgaria multicarinata webbii is the source of this 1444-nucleotide messenger RNA. It is a transcript of the gene RAB34, whose product is annotated as RAB34, member RAS oncogene family. Bases 146 to 925 code for a protein of 259 amino acids. The record is from RefSeq and is a predicted model, not a curated record. Gene Ontology annotation, cellular component: phagocytic vesicle; Golgi cisterna. Gene Ontology annotation, molecular function: GTP binding; GTPase activity. The transcript has 11 exons. Lineage: Eukaryota; Metazoa; Chordata; Lepidosauria; Squamata; Anguidae. Gene Ontology annotation, biological process: phagosome-lysosome fusion; Golgi to plasma membrane protein transport.